This is a messenger RNA of Scomber scombrus (Atlantic mackerel), 1991 nucleotides long. It is a transcript of the gene parp12b, whose product is annotated as poly (ADP-ribose) polymerase family, member 12b. Gene Ontology annotation, molecular function: metal ion binding. Bases 301 to 1815 code for a protein of 504 amino acids. The transcript is spliced from 9 exons. The record is from RefSeq and is a predicted model, not a curated record. Lineage: Eukaryota; Metazoa; Chordata; Actinopteri; Scombriformes; Scombridae.
GAUGAAUGUUUUCUUUUCUUCUUCUUCCUUUCUAUGCCGGAAGUUAGAACUCAUGGAGGAAGGUGAGCUAAAGGUGCAGUGACCACAUUCAGCCACUAGAUGUCGCACUGUAGCACCAAAUCACACCUGUGUUAACUACCAGAGAGGGCAGUGUGGCCCAGGAGGUGUGUUCACUGCUGCUGUAGUACUGAUACUGAUACAGUACCACAGGUACACAGUAGUAGUACCACAGUACCACAGUACUACAGUAGUAGUACUACAGUAGUACUACAGUAAUACUACAGUAGUACCACAGUAAACAUGUGUGAGUACAGCAGGGAGGUGCUGCAGGCCACCAGCUGUCUGUGCAGCAGCAGAGGAUCCAUGCAGCUGCAGCAGCUGUGGCGGGAGCUGCAGCUGUGCUCCAACAUCAGCCAACAGGAGUUCAGCUUCAUAGUCCAGGAGUGUCCCCGCUUCCUGCUGGUCCGCGGCCCGGCGGGGGACGGCGGAGGGCGGCUGGAGGACUGCACGGUGGUGGCCAAAACGUCCCUGCGGCUGUGCAGGAGGUACGGCAGGGAACCGUGCGCGGACUGCCAGCAGCUGCAUCUCUGCAAGUUCUUCAUCUACGGAACCUGCAGGUUCGGCAAAGGCAGGAAACCGUGUAAAUUCUCUCACGACAUUCGCUCCGAUCAUAACUACCGUUUACUGCGAGAGUGCACGCUGCACCAGCUGCACGAGGACCAGCUGUUCCUGCUGCUGCUGCAGAACGACCCCGCCCUGCUGCCAGAGGUGUGUUCACACUAUAAUAAAGGUAUCGGUCCUGAUGGCUCCUGCAGUUUUUCGGACACCUGUACCAAGGUGCACCUGUGUCAGCACCUGGUUCAGGGCGACUGUCUCUUUGGACCGAAGUGUAAACGUCUUCACGCCGUCGAUGAACGCCGCCGCCGCCUGCUGGAGGAGCGUGGCCUGAGCAGUGACAUCAUUCAUGACCUGCCAAUCAUCUACAGGAACCUGCACCACCUGACCACUGCCUCCCAAUCAGGUGACAACAAGCUCCGCCUCCUUCAAUAUGACAUCAAAGCAGGUUGUAGACAAUAUCUGAGAAGUGGCGGUGACUCAGGGUUUAAAGCUCGGACAGAAGAAACGAACAUCUGUCUGCACUUCAUCCGACACAGCUGCAAAUUCCAGGAUUUUUUGGGCAUAGGCACCAGCAGCAGAGAGACAGGAAAUCAUGGGAUGGAGGGGGGUGUCACAUGCAGAAAGGUCCUCCGGCCGGGACUCAACCCGGUGGGAGUUUACCGGUGGGAAGAUGGUGUCUGUGCAGGUGCAUGGGCCAAAACUGCUGCGGAGUUUGACGGGGUCACAUGGGCGCAGCUGCCGGACACGGAGGACAUCGAGCGAGCUUUCUGUGACCCGGCUCAAACCCAGAGCGAUGGCGCUCAGCCCGUCAACUUCCUGUCAAUGACUCGGUGGUCGCGGCCUGUCCGGCGUCUAUCCACCGUUUCCUCGGUAACGAAACCGCCGCACUACAUCCUGACCACAGAGUGGCGCUGGUUCUACCGGGGGGACGGGGGCCGCUGGCUGGAGUACGGACAGCCGGAUGAGAAGCAGCGCUGCACCUCACAGAGUUCGGCCAGUCUGGAGCAGAUCUACCUGACCGACAGCAGAACCCGGGUCCCUGUGGUCAAAGGUCAGCGGCACUACGUCAUCAGCUUCACAGACAUGUAUCAGAGGAACCUCAAACAGAACACCAAGAGGAGGAUUCGCCGUCGUCCUCGCUUCGUCUCAGCAGCCGACGUAAAGAACCUGAUCCAACAUCAGGCUGGGCCCCUCUAACAUCAGGCUGGGCCCCUCCAACAUCAGGCUGGGCCCUUCCAACAUCAGGCUGGGCCCUUCCAACAUCAUGCUGGGCCCCUCUAACAUCAGGCUGGGCCCUUCCAACAUCAGGCUGGGCCCUUCCAACAUCAUGCUGGGCCCCUCUAACAUCAGGCUGGGCCCUUCCAACAUCAGAC